This is a messenger RNA of Aedes aegypti (yellow fever mosquito), 871 nucleotides long. RefSeq lists its product as uncharacterized. Lineage: Eukaryota; Metazoa; Arthropoda; Insecta; Diptera; Culicidae. The record is from RefSeq and is a predicted model, not a curated record. The transcript has 2 exons. Bases 207 to 644 code for a protein of 145 amino acids.
UAUAUUGUGCAUUUAGACAAAAAUUGUCGGCAGGUCGCUGGCCAACUGGCAACUUUGCCUACUUCCGAUGCUAUUUUCUGUUCAAAACAUAUGAUCUCGCAACACUGUAACUAGCAAAUCAAAACAAUAACAUUUUCGCGUUCAGUUUUCCUAUCGUUAGUUUGUGGCAGUAAAUAUUUGUUGGAAAAUAGCCAAAAACAGCAAUUAUGGACGGAACUUUGCAGAACCCAGAGGAAGCUGGCGAGUAUUGCGAUUACGAAGAGUUGGAUUUGGAUGAGACAGGAACAGGUGAAGCUGAAGGAGUUGAAGAUGCUGAUCACUUGCACGAUACCAGCAAGUACGUGUUCUCGUUCACCGGGAUUUUCUUUCAAAGAUUCUACAAAAGCCAAUUGCGCCCCAAGGAAUGGACGAGAAUGGUCAUAUACGGAGACACUGCCACCGAUAUCGUCGAUUGUAUGUGGGAAAUUGCGUUGGCGAAAAUUGAGCGGCAAGUGGUAUUUGAUGAUGUUACCCCUCGAUGGUCGGAGAACGUAAAUCCCACCGUAAAUGAUGCCAACGAAUUUAUUACACUGCAAGACACCACUAAAAAAAAGUUCUACGCGAUUGAUUCACUUACUGCCAGAAUUUUGAGAAGCUGGAAGUGAAAAACGAUGAGAGUUUAUGUGUACGUUUGGUCAACUAAUGUGCAAACAAGUGCUCAACAUCAAGCAAUACUACGUAAGCUACUCUCACCACAAAACACGGACCGUGCUGGAGCACAUUCAGUUCGAGACGAUUCUGCUUUAGCGGAUGAGCUGCGGGACACUCGUACACACCUGGAAGGCCAUUACAGCUCAUGGCUGCUGUGGGCAAAUUUCAUCCAUUCGGCACA